GCCCCUAUUAAGCAGCGCCCCGGCGAAACCGAUAGGGCAAGGGAAGGGGUUCCGAUCGGAUCGGGGAAAAGCUUCCACGAGCUCUCGACGACUGGUGGGUGUGAGCGCCGCCGCACGAGAUGGCGAUCCGCCGUGGGCCCUCCUGCGCCGUCCUCGCCCUGCUCGCGCUCGCCUCCGUCGCCGCGGUCUCCGCCGACGUCUUCUUCCAGGAGAAGUUCGAAGAUGGUUGGGAAAGCCGGUGGGUCAAGUCUGAGUGGAAGAAGGACGAGAACAUGGCUGGUGAAUGGAACCACACAUCUGGAAAAUGGCACGGAGAUGCUGAGGACAAAGGUAUCCAAACCUCAGAGGACUACAGGUUCUACGCCAUUUCGGCGGAGUACCCUGAGUUCAGCAACAAGGACAAGACACUCGUGCUGCAGUUCACGGUGAAGCAUGAGCAGAAGCUUGACUGCGGUGGUGGUUACGUCAAGUUGCUUGGAGGUGAUGUUGACCAGAAGAAAUUCGGUGGUGACACGCCCUACAGCAUUAUGUUUGGACCAGAUAUCUGUGGGUACAGCACCAAGAAGGUUCACACUAUCCUUACCAAGGAUGGCAAGAACCAUUUGAUCAAGAAGGACGUGCCUUGCGAGACUGAUCAGCUGUCGCACGUGUACACUUUGAUCAUCCGCCCUGAUGCUACAUACAGCAUUCUCAUUGACAACGAAGAGAAGCAAACUGGAAGCAUCUACGAGCACUGGGAUAUUCUUCCUCCCAAGGAAAUCAAGGACCCAGAAGCUAAGAAGCCAGAGGACUGGGAUGACAAGGAGUACAUUCCUGACCCUGAGGAUGUCAAGCCAGAGGGCUACGAUGAUAUUCCCAGGGAGGUCACCGAUCCUGAUGCUAAGAAGCCUGAGGAUUGGGAUGAUGAGGAAGAUGGUGAAUGGACUGCCCCAACCAUCCCCAACCCAGAGUACAAGGGCCCAUGGAAGCAAAAGAAAAUCAAGAACCCUAACUACCAGGGCAAAUGGAAGGCACCUAUGAUUGCCAACCCAGGUAUAUUUUUACCUGGAACAGGACCUAGUGUCUCAGAUUUAAUAUCUGGUUAUGAAAUGUUUUGGGUACUGAAUUAUAUGACUAAUGCUCAUAUAUCUUUAUUGUGCUUCACAGACUUCAAGGAUGAUCCUUACAUCUAUGCUUUCAACAGCCUGAAGUACAUCGGAAUUGAGCUGUGGCAGGUUAAGUCAGGAACUUUGUUUGACAACAUUCUCAUCACCGACGAUGCUGCUUUGGCCAAGACAUUUGCCGAAGAGACCUGGGCCAAGCAUAAGGAGGCUGAGAAGGCUGCUUUCGACGCUGCUGAAAAGAAGAAGGAAGAGGAGGAUGCUUCCAAGGCUGGUGAGGACGAUGAUGACUUGGAUGAUGAGGAAGCCGACGACGAGGACAAGGAUGACAAGGCUGGGUCUGAUGCGGAGUCUGACGACGAGAAGCACGAUGAGCUCUAGAUGGAUGGCGAGGAAGGAUUUGAGGAGGCCGCCUGCCUUCCAGGAUUUAUUAGUUGUCUCUCAUUAUGAUGUUCCCCUUUUUGUGAUCAGAAACUUGACAAGUUAGUUACUGUGUGUAGAAGAACAACAUCACCGUGGGAUCUUUGUAGCGCUUUUGUAGUCCAAUUUUUACCGGAAGGGAACUUUAUAGUCGUUAAACGAGCAAAAAAUAAAAAAAAAAUCGUGCACUUGUCUGUC
Messenger RNA from Triticum aestivum (bread wheat), 1718 nucleotides. Its product is annotated as calreticulin. The transcript is spliced from 13 exons. The record is from RefSeq and is a predicted model, not a curated record. NCBI's taxonomy places the organism in Eukaryota, Viridiplantae, Streptophyta, Magnoliopsida, Poales, Poaceae. Gene Ontology annotation, molecular function: calcium ion binding. Bases 120 to 1481 code for a protein of 453 amino acids. Gene Ontology annotation, cellular component: endoplasmic reticulum; endoplasmic reticulum membrane. Gene Ontology annotation, biological process: ERAD pathway; protein folding.